AUGGCUCCCCACCCACUGCCGGCUCGCCCCAUCCAGUCCGUGGCCGGGGUGGCGACGCCUUCGUGGCCUUCCUUGGCGCAGCCACCCUUGUCGACCGGCGCGACUAUGCACCAGCAAGCCGCUCGCAGCCAGGCUGGUACGACCGGCUUCUCGACAACACUACCACCCCCACCAUCCGCUGUUCAGCCGAUGCCGCGGCUGCCGCCGCCGCGGCCGCCGUAUUCGGGACCGGCGUCAGCGGCCGCCCAGCAGUCUUCGGGCCAGGUCUAUUCUCAGUCUCAGUCUCAGGGUCAAGGUGGCCCGUUGCCGCUGCCCGCGCUCGGUGCCGCGAGAAGUUCCUCGUUUCAAGGGAAUGCUACGAGUCCGAAUGGAAGCAACACUCCGGGAUCACUACCCGCUUCACCAAAGUGGGGCACACCAGGGCAACACUUGCCGCAGUCGCAUCAGCAGCACCAUCUCGCUACGCCGACGCACACUCCCAACCCCGCUUCCUCCUCAACGCCGAGUUUCGCGCUGCCGAGAGCACCGAGCAUGCGCAAGGCACUCACCAGCCAGGAUGUCCGAGUUAACUCGGUCCAGGUCGACCUGCCGGGGCAAGGCCGCUGGAAAGUUCAUUGGAGGGCAUGGCGUGGACCAGCGUUACUCGACACUUCGGUCGCGGCACCUCCGACUCCGCCGAGCACGACAAAUGUUUCCGACAAGGCGCUGGCGUCUCAUCUCGGCAUGCCGCUGCACGAGCACACCCCGACGGCCAAGUAUGACCCUUUGACAUCCACUGCACCAAUACCGACGACGACUUUGAAACGAGCCCGGUCAGCUCUCUGUGACGACGACCCUUCGACUUCGAUACCGAUCGCCUCGACGAGCUCCGCGCCCGGCUCAUCAUUGCGAGCCAGGCUACAGGCCUUGCAGAAAGUGGAUCCCAGUCAAGAUCCAAUAGAGCUCGCAUUGAAGCAAGUCCAACGCGUAGCCGCUAAUCUCACCGCGUCUGCGUCAAACACGGUCUCAUCGGGCGUGCCGUCGCUCUUCUCGUACGUCAGAAUCAGCGCGGUCAGACCGAUCGAGGAUUUCAAGGGCAAAGGGAAGGCGAAGGCCACCGAGGCGCAGGACGCGGCCGUUGGGAGGAUGCUCUGGGUCUUUGGUCUAUCCUCGGAUUCAAUCGAGCAUGACCCCACUCGAGAAGCCUUGAGUGCCCUUGAGUUCGCGGACAUCAUUUGUAGGUUCAUGAAUUGCGGAGGCUUGUGUGGCCGCGUGCGCGAGUGCUGACCCCGACGUCGCUGUACGUCACAGGUGUUGGCAAAGGCCAUUUCGCGCAUCGAGAUGUGUUCCCAGCCAUGUACGAGAUGACGACGUCGCCUUCGAGCGACGCCAAGACGGCUCCGUCGCAGCCAGCAUCUGUCGCAUUGCCGCUUGCGUUGCCCGCCUCGGCGUUUCCUUCCGUGCUUUCCCUGUCCGCUCAAUUCCACGCAGAUCUCCCCUGCCCGGCGAGCGCGCCUCAACCGCAAACUCGCAUCUGUUCACCGUGCGAAGCGUUUUUGGCCGGUUGCGGCAGUGUUAUUCGCCAAUCGCUGCUCGCCCAGGAAGACGGGCAUUCAUCCUCCGAGCUGCGGCGCCCGGCUUUGCCGCUGGGCUCAGCGAUCGUUAUUCUCCCGCCAGCAAGCGAGCCUUUCGGCUAUAGCGGUCGCCGUAUCUUGCCCGAAGCGAUCAAAACGACGUUGCAUUUAUCCCUCAAUCUACAGGGGUUGCUCGUGCGGAGCGCCGUCGAGGACGUUGCGUACCGGCCCUACCCUGUGUUGUCAGCCACAGUGACCCCUGUUCCGACCGGUGCACCGGUGCUGCUUGCCCCACUAGGAACACCGGCGACAUUCGUCAGAACUGUGGCGCCAUCGUCGCAUUCGUUACACGCGAGCCGGGUCAACGCGUCAUUGCGCCAGACCUGGCUGAAUGCUCUCGACGGCUCGGACCUCGCGCUGGACGAGCAUGAGCAUUGGCUCGUUUGUCGAAUCUCGAUUCCUCCGCAUGACACCACUGCCAACAUGUCACCCCAGGUCUCGGAUUCCUCACCAGAACACCUCGACGUCAUGUGGCCUGCCAGCCUCUGCCUACUUGAUGGCACUCGGUCACAACCGUUGCGGUCACCUCAAAGCACCCCGCCUCGCGUAAAGGCGGUCGACCUCGCCGAUUCUUCGUCUCUGGACCCUUUCGUACACAACACUUCUGAAGCGGGACUCAGCUCUCCCGACGUUUUGACACGCCAACAAUUGGCGGCGGCCCUCCAUCGGGGGCUCGCCGCAGACGCGUUGAACCCUCACAAGUCGUCGUCAUCUACGACGUACCAUGACCCCAUACGAGCUCGCGUAGAGCAGGUGGGCGCCCUACUCGUGGAUCUUCAAGAACAACGGGAGCAACGACUCCGGCUCGAGCGGGAAGCCGAGGCCGUGCGAGCUUCCCCUGCCGCUGCGGCGACGACCGCACCCCCCGCUUCGCCGCCCGUUGCCGAACCUGCGAAAGUUGCUUCCACAGCUGGUGCGCCGAUCAGCAUGCGUACUCCAAUCUCCCUCGUUGGGGGGUCCACCGAGGCGCUAAGCCCGGGAGACGCGUUCAGCGCCGCCGAGCGCAGCUUGAUGAGUGCCCUCGGGGAGGCGCCAUUUGCCUCCACCGACCCGGCGACGAUGCAGUCGUCGAACGCGUCGGCGCUGACGACGACUAAAAAUGCCGAAAUGGACCAUCUCUACCCCUCUCCCUUCGAAGCCCCGAAUGCGCUACCAAUUGUCAGCGAGGGCGUCGGAAGUGAUAGCGUGAUGAACACGGUCGAGCUGGGGUCCUCGCACGACGCCACUUUUCCAAACUUUGACUGGGGUGAGGACUUCAGCGCCGGACAGAACCCCGGGCUCCGUCACAAUCAAGACUUCGACGACGGGAUGAUGAUGGACUUGAAUGAUGACGACUUCUCCUUUUUCGACGACCCCGCGCCCUUACCGACGUCACUGCCGCUUGGAACUCUGAACGGCCUGCAGUCGGCAGGCCCAAGCCCCAAGUUCUUGGAUCACUUCAGUCACCUUGGCUCAGGAGCCACGCCGUUUCCUUCGGUGGCGAGCCCGGCUUCGCCUUCGUUGGGAGUAGCUUCGCCAAAUGUGCACACCUCCCCCGCCGUACUCAGCUUCAGCUUUGACAACAACCAAAGUCACAAUGCGCUCGGUCUCGGGGGCGCUACGCCUCGCGCUCAACAACUUGCAGAGCAGUCGCCUUUCAAGACUUCGCGGACUCCGUACACUCCAUAUGUCGAAGUCGUCGAUGAGGAGAACGAGCCCGAGAUUGCCCACAGUGGUACCCACGCUACUGCCACGGUGUCGGUGGCAGGUACGCCAGCCUCGAAUGCACUCGCGCUGAAGAAGUUGACCCAGUUUGAGGCGGUGCCGUUUGGAAGCUCUCACGCCAAGGCAGAUGAACGCUACGAUCCUCGCAAAGGCAAAUUUGGACUCCCUAGCCCCGGCUGGGAUCGUAAGGAACUUCCCAUGGGAAAGAUGUCGAAUGCGUCGGCGUCAGGCGUACCCUGGUUAACCGCAAUAUGCGAUCCGCGCGCCAAUGCCGCUCGACAGCUCAAGCAGAAGCGCACACCAUUUCUGGCCAAGAAGCGCCCAUGCACGGACGGCACCUCAAAUCCAUGUGCACGGGUCCAACCACGAGACCGAAAAUGGAUUCGCUCCACCGAAGCUGACAGCGACAACCCAGGAGAGGAGGAUAGCGAGGAUGACGAUAUGGAUGGGCCCAUUGAGCCGCAGCACCAUGAUGGAGAUGACCUUGCCGCCACGGAGACAGGCCCUUCCCAUCGAGCUUCAGAGAAUUCCUUCGGCUCGGGCUUGUUGAUUCUUCGGGACCAUCUCAAACGCAUGCUGUCCACCGCAGGUGCCAAAGUGGACAUCAUAGCGCCUGUGCCCGUGGCGACGAAGGCGACGAAGGCAGCAGAACAUGCGCUUGAAACCACUGUCGGGCUCAUGGCGGAUCAGACUCUACAUAACCCCGAUUUUCGUAACAGGUCCGCUGCCUUGAAGGUGCGCAGCAAGUCGAGCGGCGCGAAUGGUGAGUCGACCGAGAGUUUGAAUCGCGAUGAGAUGCGCGGUCCUGACGCCGUAGUGCCUUUAUCCACAGCUUCGUCAAUUGCAACCCGGAUCGUCUACAAUCGCCUCGCUCGGGUCGCGCCCAACCCGGAUCCACUGCCACUGUCGACUCUCCACGCUCCGACGUUACUCUUACGAGCUCAGCAAACGAUCAUGCAGCUCAGCGCGUCGGCGCUGGACUUCUGGAACCCGAUGGGUUUUGAGCCUCUGUCCGGUCCCAAGGACGUAACAGCCUUUGCAGUGUUCGAAGAACUCAAUACUGAUACAAGGGAGGCCGUCGCAACUUGGCUUGACGACGUUUCGGAAGGCUAUCAAAGUUCUCGCCUUGGUCGGCAUGAAUUGGGGCACAUUGCAGCCUCGGGGACGUUCUCUGGAGUUGAGAAUGGCUUGGCCGCGCUGCCAGCAGGAGCAUUAUCGAGGGUGAAGGAUGACUACAAAGGAAUGGGUGAGUAGCAUGUCGCUCCGAGGUCCCUUCUUGUCAUUUAAGUUGAACGCUGGACUUCCCGACCUCGCUCUGCAGCCAACCACUUGGUCGAUGCGGCGCGCACUCGAAAGCAUGUUGUGAUUUAUCUACUCGACCCAUCCGAGGCAUCUCGGACCUCUGCCUCUGCGGCGCCAUCCAUUAUUGCAGCGUUGGCGCACAUACUUAAGUCACGCGCAAGCACCAUGUCACUGGUCGUCUACCCCCUACCGCUCUCGACCGUGUCACGCUGGAGGUCGAUCGCGUCGGCCGACUCGAUUGCCGCUCGCCUGCGACGCCUCGCUUUCGCUGUUUAUGAUACCCUGCUUGUAUCCGUCUCGAGCCUUCCAGCACCAGUUCCGGAAACAUUCCCUUCGUCGCAAAUCGGCAGACAUCCGGUGCUCGGUCCUCUGACACGUCUUUACCAGAGCCCCGCCAUCACCGCUUCGCCGGUGCGGGAGACUUCCAUCGAGUUCGCGCUUGUGUGGCCGCCCUCGAGUCUUGAAGUCCUGCAUCGGCACCGACUGUUCCACGUUGCCUAUGGAUGCUUUCGCGCCCUCGCCGAAGGCGAACACGGUCCUGCCCUCGAGUGGAUCGUCAUUUCUGGUAUCGAUGAAAAGGGCGAGACGUGGAAGUCGGUCCCGCAGAUUGUGCGCUACCCGCCGCAAAUGCAGCUGGAGGAGGCGAGGGCGCGCCAAGUAUGGAAAGCAGCCAAGUCGCUUCAUGAUACCGCUGAUAUCGAAUGGAGGGUCGUCGUCACCAAACUCGGGAACAUGUCGAAAGAGGAAAUUAUUGGUGAGCCGGAUUUGGACGUAUUUUCCGCAAUUGCGCAUUAGAGCAACCGACUGACACUGGCGUUACUUAUCAGCGUGGGAUAAGAUAAGCCGAGAAAUCAUUGGCGGACUGAGAAGACCUUUGCAUAUCACAAUCUCUUGUGCUGAGAUCGGUCCAGCGCUGUCGCUGUUGCCAGUGCUCCACGAAGCUUCCGAGCACACCAGCUCGCCGAUGUCCGAGGAGGGCGAGCUCGGGGCCGGCAACGACGCUGGAACGACCAUGUCACCGGCGCUAGGUAGGAGUCAUGCAGGCCGUACGAGAAACCAAAACAAGCCCAUUCAUCUUGACUCUGGCACAUGCCUCUUCGUACAUACGCCGAACCAUCCCAUCACCUUUGACACGUCCGCCAGUCUGGUGGCCCCGGCCAGCUCGUUCCUUAUUCACGCCCCUCGUCUGCCGACGUUCGCCCAAGCACCUUUCCAACCGUUCAUGCCCGCCAGCCCGGCAAUAUCGGUGCUUGCUCUCCACGUACUUUCCUCAGCCUGUACCAAAACUUCGACCCUGCGUAUCGAUCUCUCGCAACAUGUGGCGGAUAUUAUGCAGAGCUUUGCUGAUCUCGCCGCGCUCGGACAUGCGCGCUGGGGCGCAUCCGGUCGAGUACCCUGGCACCUGGAAGCCGUAGCAAGCGUUUUGGACAUCUUGGCCGCCCUGACCUGA
Microbotryum saponariae is the source of this 6069-nucleotide messenger RNA. The record is from the annotation of a GenBank genome assembly. NCBI's taxonomy places the organism in Eukaryota, Fungi, Basidiomycota, Microbotryomycetes, Microbotryales, Microbotryaceae.